Homarus americanus (American lobster) is the source of this 712-nucleotide messenger RNA. RefSeq names its product C-type lectin galactose-binding isoform-like. Lineage: Eukaryota; Metazoa; Arthropoda; Malacostraca; Decapoda; Nephropidae. The transcript is spliced from 5 exons. The coding region runs from base 25 to 543 and encodes 172 amino acids. The record is from RefSeq and is a predicted model, not a curated record.
AGUUACAUUCCCUCAUUGAACACGAUGAAGGCACUGUUGAUUUUCGCCUUGGUGUCAGUGGCGACGGCCCAGCAAUACGGCUCCUACGGAGGUGGAGGACAGGUGGAUUUGUCGCUGCACAACAGCGACUACCACUUCUCAUGGCGUCACGACGGAGGCAAGAAGUAUGACUGGUAUUCCGCUAACAAAUACUGCGCUAACCUGGGCCCCGGCUGGUUUGGUGUCAGUAUCGAGACUCACGAAGAGGACAAGUAUAUCUCCCAGAUCAUCGCCGGAGACUACCUAGAGUACAUCUGGACAGGAGGUUACCGCAAAGGCUAUGACUUCUCCUGGCCUUCUGGUUAUCCAUUCAGCGGCCUCAACUGGUCCCACACCGGAGCUAACGGUUACCCUCAGCCCGACAACCGUGAGGACGGGAAGGAGUUCUGUCUGGCUGUGCUCAACAACUUCUACCAAGACGGCAUCAGAUGGCACGAUGUCGCCUGCCACCAUGAGAAGCCUAUCAUCUGUGAGCGACCCCGCCGAGGUGGCAGCUACCACUAAGAUAGACACUACCACUGAGCUACGCCACUUCUGACAUCUGUGAGUGAUGCUGUGACAGUCACUCUUCCUGCUUCUGUUCUGGAAUUGAUCUUAAUCUGGAAACUUAUGUAUCGAUGACUACUUCAAAACUUAUCUCAAAAAUAUCCCAAUAAAGCAAAUAAAUUUAAAA